Messenger RNA from Momordica charantia (bitter melon), 1085 nucleotides. RefSeq names its product MIZU-KUSSEI-like protein (Protein of unknown function, DUF617) (gene MIZ1). Lineage: Eukaryota; Viridiplantae; Streptophyta; Magnoliopsida; Cucurbitales; Cucurbitaceae. Gene Ontology annotation, biological process: hydrotropism. The record is from RefSeq and is a predicted model, not a curated record.
UUCCCCCUUCUAGCUUCCUCACCAUUUCCCUCUCUCUCUCCUCUCUCCUCUCUCCUCUCUCUCCCUAAAAAAAUACCCAAAUGAAAUGAAGAUUCUUUCUCCACUCCCUCUCCACUAAUCAACAUCUUUUCAUUUUCUCUCUCUCCUCUUCUUCUUUCUCUCUCAUCUCGCCAUGUCCACCCUCCAAAGAACCAGAAGCUGCAGCGCCGCCAUUAAAACCACCACAAAGAUCACCCCUGCAGCCUCCCUCUCCGGCCACCACCACCGCCACCGCCACGUCAGAUCCUCCUCCUCCUCCGACGGAUUUUCCGGCAACUUGCUCCUCCAGAAGAAGUCCGGCGACCACCACCACCACCCAGCUGGGAAAUUCUCCUCCCUCUUCCACUCCCUUCUCAGGCUUCUCUCCAUUCCCACCUGUAAAUGGCUCUCCAUCCCCAACCACCUCUCCGCCACCCCCUCUCUCCGCCGUAAAGUCACCGGAACUCUCUUCGGUCACCGCCGCGGCCAUGUCACCUUCGCCGUCCAACUCGAACCCCGGUCUGAACCUGUCUUCCUGCUCGAGUUGGCCGUCUCGACCGCCUCCCUCGUCAAGGAAAUGUCCUCCGGACUCGUCCGCAUCGCUCUCGAGUCCGAAGCUCCGGCCAAUGAAGACGGGCGGCGGAGGCUGUUUGAGGAGCCGAGAUGGACGAUGUACUGCAACGGGAGGAAGUGCGGACACGCCACGUCACGCACGUGCGGAGACUUUGAGUGGCACGUGCUGAACACCGUCCAGAGCGUGUCGGUCGGCGCCGGAGUUAUUCCGGUGGUCGACGACGGCCGUAAAGGCGGCGGCGGCUGCGGGUCGGACGGCGAGUUACUGUACAUGAGAGCAAGGUUCGAGCGAGUCGUAGGUAGCCAUGACUCGGAAGCUUUUUACAUGAUGAACCCCGACGGUAAUGGAGGACCUGAACUCAGUAUUUUUCUACUCAGAAUAUAAAUAAAAUAUCCAUAAGUAAUUAUGGGUUAAAUUUAAAUUUUUGUUUAGGACUCUUUUUUUUAGAUUAAAUGUAUAAUUUAGUGUCUAAUGUUACUGUUAAAUUGCCAAA